CUCGGCGAUUUACCAGAUCCACACCGGCUUCACCGAAAUGUUUUCGGGUUUAAACGGCAAGGGGGAAGCAUUGAGUGGACGUGGAUGUGGACAUCUCCGUGAUCGCUGUAAAGAUCUGCCCUGAUUCUGAGGUGCAUAACCCCGCCAUUGGAGGGGUACAGGUACAGGUACAGGGACACGUACAGUCUACACCGACAUCUCCACUUUCACUUGCAGCUGGAGCUGUUUAACCUCCUCCCCUUCGACUCAACUUAACUUCCUUGACCCAGAUCCUACCAAUUCCCUAUCAAGAAUUCUAUAUUGGUAUUCCCCUCAAAAUGGUCUACACAAUCGUCGUUCACCUCCGCGCAAAGCCCGAUCAAGAAUCCAUCACCAAACUCCACGCAAAACUCCUCGAGGCAUCCGCCGUCUACUCAAAGGACAAAGAGACGCUAUCCUGGUUCGUUAUGCAAUCCGUCCACGACAAGCAGGAUUUCACCAUCGUCGAGCGAUACCUCCAGGAGUCGUCGCAGGAGUACCAUUUGAAUAACCCUUAUUGGAAGACGUUUGAUCCUUACGUUAUUCCCUUGUUGGAGAAGGAGAUGGAUUUGAGAAGGUUUGAGGAGUUGGUUCCUGAGAACUGAGUUCCGUUUUCUCCCAUUGGAUAGGGAUAUUAAGGAUGUAACUAGCUAGAAAUGCUGCAUAUAAAAAUCACCUUUUUCAACUAUUCGAUUGCGGGUAUACGAUAGUCU
Messenger RNA from Penicillium brasilianum, 731 nucleotides. Lineage: Eukaryota; Fungi; Ascomycota; Eurotiomycetes; Eurotiales; Aspergillaceae. The record is from the annotation of a GenBank genome assembly.